AUGUCGUCUUCCGCGGCGCCCGUACCGAGCUCAACAACGAGCACAAUCGACGCGUCCGGUUCGUCGCAGAACCUCGCCAAAGCUCCCCCGCCCGUGGGCGAUUCAAAGCGCAAUUAUAAGGGGUUUGUUGCUGGUGUGUUUUCGGGGAUUGCGAAGUUGAGUGUUGGUCAUCCAUUCGACACAGUUAAGGUGCGGUUACAGACGAGCAAAGAUGGACAUUUCAGGGGUCCGUUGGAUUGCGUGAUGCAGACGGUUAGAAAAGAGGGUAUCUCUGGAUUAUACAAGGGGGCUACGCCUCCGUUAGUCGGGUGGAUGGUUAUGGACUCAGUGAUGCUCGGCUCUUUAACGUUAUACCGCCGCCUGCUUCUCGAGAAUGUUUUCUCGAAACCGUCAAUACGCGCUAUUACCCCGUUUGCCAAAUACCAGCCCGACCCCCACGCGCUGCCUAGUUUUGGACACGGGAUUGCGGGUAUUAUGGCUGGUACGACAGUCAGUUUCAUCGCUGCGCCCGUUGAACACGUCAAGGCGCGGCUUCAGAUUCAGUAUGCCGCGGAUAAGUCGAAGCGGCUGUAUAGCGGGCCGAUAGAUUGCGUUCGCAGAAUUAUGGGUACCCACGGAAUCACAGGCCUCUAUCGUGGCCUCUGCGCAACCAUUUUCUUCCGCUCGUUCUUCUUCUUCUGGUGGGGAUCCUACGACGUCCUAACACGGAUGAUGAAAGAGCGCACAAACCUCUCAGCACCAGCGAUCAACUUCUGGGCCGGUGGUAUCUCUGCCCAGGUAUUCUGGCUAACGUCGUAUCCAUCGGAUGUGGUGAAACAGCGCCUGAUGACGGAUCCAAUGGGCGGUGCACUCGGUGACGGGCAAAGGAGGUUCCGGUGGUGGAAGGACGCCGCAGUGGCAGUUUAUCGGGAACGUGGGUGGAGAGGAUACUGGAGGGGCUUUGUGCCAUGCUUUUUGCGAGCAUUCCCGGCGAAUGCGAUGGCGUUGGUUGCAUUUGAAGGUGUGAUGCGCUGGUUACCAUAG
This is a messenger RNA of Aspergillus puulaauensis, 1023 nucleotides long. RefSeq names its product putative mitochondrial carrier protein. Gene Ontology annotation, biological process: transmembrane transport. The transcript has 5 exons. Gene Ontology annotation, molecular function: transmembrane transporter activity. Lineage: Eukaryota; Fungi; Ascomycota; Eurotiomycetes; Eurotiales; Aspergillaceae. The coding region runs from base 1 to 1023 and encodes 340 amino acids. The record is from RefSeq and is a predicted model, not a curated record.